CCUCCAUUGCGACAUCAGAUAGGUAUUAACAUCAUUACCAGACAGAAGGAAACAUCUAGGUACGGACGUACUCGCGCGUCUCAAUUCCACCUUUACCACCAUGGGUGAGACCGAGAAGCAGCCCGAACAACCCAAGGCUGUCCAGCAGAAGAUGGUCAUCGCAAACAAAGUGACCGGGACUGUGAAAUGGUUCAACGUCAAGAGUGGCUACGGUUUCAUCAAUAGAAAUGAUACCAAGGAAGAUGUAUUUGUCCAUCAGUCGGCAAUCGUUAAAAAUAAUCCGAGGAAGGCCGUACGUAGCGUCGGAGAUGGCGAGGUCGUGGAGUUUGACGUCGUCAUCGGCGAGAAGGGUCACGAAGCCGCAAAUGUCACCGGUCCAGCGGGUGAAGCAGUGAAGGGCUCGCCCUAUGCCGCGGAUAAGCGUCGUGGAUAUCGCGGUAUCCAUUGGGUGUAUCCGAGACGCGGUAACGGCCGACCUCAGAAUCGUAGACCACGCGAAGGCCAGGAAGGUUACGAUCAAGGUGAGGGAAAGAGCGGUGAUGAUGCAAAUCCGACCGAGGGCCAGGCACCGCAGCAACAGCGUCGCUAUAGGUUGCGGCGUCAUUAUGAUGGUUAUUAUCGCGGAGGACGGCGUUCUGGGCCCGCUCCCGCACAGCAGGGAGAGAAUGCUGGCGAAGGUGGUGAACAAGUAGAAGGAAACGGCGAGGGUAAUGCCCCGCCACGCGGUGGCGGUCGUGGACGCGGGGCUCCGUCACGACGUUACUUCCGCCGUAACUUCCGCGGGGGUAGAGGUGGCGGUCCGCCACGACGUCCUCGCAGCCAGGAUGGCCAGGUGAGGUCGGAGCAGAAGUCGGAUGCACCUAAAGAUUCAGAUGCACCUGCCGCGGCCCCUGCUCCACAGGAGAGCCAACCGGUGCAAAACACCACCACCGAAAGUACCGCUUAACCGAGAGAGAAUAACGCGCUACUACCGUAAGAGGACACUCCUUUUUAAUAUAUAACACCAACACCCGUUAUACACUCAACAACAACUCAAAUAACAACAACAAGUAUAAAACAAUUGCAAAAAAAAUCCAAAAAAAUAAAAAAUAAAAAAAAAUUUAAGAAAUCAACAAACACUACUCCACACUCUCGCAAAUUACAAUUAAGAUAUGUACGGGGAAAAUGCGAAGAAUGCGUUGAUUAAGAAGUGUGUGCGGCGAAAUCAAAAUUCAUCCCCCAUGAGCGAAGUAAAACUUUUGUUUUUUUUUAUUUUGUACCUUCGAAAUUUUCACGCACAGCAUAAUAUAAUAAAUGUCGAGGAAACGAUAGAGACGCGAAAGAAAAACUCUUCGUGACUCUAAACACUUCUUUUAACCUAAAUGAUUUAAUCGAGAGUAAUUAAACCGCGUAAUGAUUGCGUUAUUGUACGACGGUUGAUUAAUCGAAUAAGAAAUAAAAUGGGACAAAGCAGCAGAGAGAAGGGUAAAGCAAUUACGGAGUACGGAGCGAUGAAUUCGAGCGCGGGCAAGAGAUAUAUAUUGUAUACAUAUACUUUUGUUUUUUUUUUGUUUUUUUUUUUGUGUAUUUCUCGUUUCGUAUAUUACUUCUGAUUUUUCUCCGGCAAGACGCAUUUACAAAUCGUUUCAUGUGCGAUAUUUGAGUUAAUUGCUAUAUUUCCGCGAGUUUUUCUUCACUUUCGGCGACUUUUCCAUGAAAGGAAAAAGAAAAAUCGAUUGAUAUUGAACGAGGGUUCCACUCGAAUUUUUGUCUGUCUCGAAAUCAUUCGUUCAUAUUCGACUUUAUACAUCAAAAUUGGGCGGACUACCGUAUUGCUUUCGCUCUUUUAGGCAACAUUACCUUGCGUUGAUCAAUAAGCGUGUAGCGUAAAUCCAGUUUCAAUUUUGAAGUACGCUCCUUAAACACGAUAAUGCGGUUGUGCCGAGUCUAAAUUUUCUUAUACUUUCUUAUACUAUAUCUUAUAAGCGAUUUGUUACACGUAGAAACGAUUAUUGUAAUAGCAUUUAUCUUGGUCAUAUUUUUUAUAAUUGUCAAUACUGGCCCCUGGCGGGUUCCGCGGUGUACAAUUAAUUAGCGAUUAUUGUUGUUUUGAAUUUACGCAUUAUUGAUUAAUCGCGAAUUAGGACGCGAAAGUUUGUGAGAUUUCCCGUCUACUCCGAGAUACAUUCAGAUCCGAUAAUGCGGAUAAUAUUUGGGAUAGGAUCGAUAAGGAGAAUGAUGGGACAGUGUCUGCAGUGCUUCGCUGAGAGAAAAACAAUUUUUGGUCGUACUUUGAUGCUUGCAGCCCGAAAAAGUCACCUCACGACAUCUCGCAAACUUUCGCGUCCCGAGCGUGAAUAAAUCGUCCGGUCGUUUCUAGAAUUGACAUCGGUCGACUGUGCACCGGGCGAGUCGUUUUUUAGUAAACCACUGAACGUUUGCUUUUAUGCGACAAUCGACUCGAUUUGACAUUUUGAAACAAGAGCCGGGCGUAUCACACAUCGGCUUGAUUGACAAUACGGAUAACAUAGACUGUCAUGAGAGUAUGAAGACGAGAGAGAGAGAGAAUAAGAGAGAGAGAAAACAAACUUUAUAUAAUUUUGCAUGAAAAUAAUUUUUAAAAUUUUAGUUUGUAGUAUCGUCGACGGAUAAUAAAAGAAAUAUAUAUACGUCUACUUUCUGUAAAAAGAAAAAAGAAAAAAAAAAAAAACGAAAUUAUCUUUAUAUUUGGCGAAAUUUUCUAAUUGGAUUUGUAUCUUUUUUUUUCCAUUUAAAGUCUAUAUCCAGGCGACACAUCCGCGGAAAUGUAUGACAAGACAGACAUCUUUCAAAGGUCUUCGUGUCAUUUGGAUGUAGCUUACCGACAUCAUAUGGUGUUUAUUGUUUCCGUCGUCUGUGCUCGUCGAUCAAAAACGAUCAGUGUUGCGUGAAACAUAUUCGCAGAUGAUACAUGAUUUCGAAUAUGAAUAUAAAUUGGCGAAUUUAUUAGCGUAUAUAAAACAUAGAAUGUACAGAUUUUUGUGCAACAAAUGUAUUAACGUGCAUUUUUUUUAUACGCGUCAAUGCAUUGGGCGACAAAUAGGUAUUCAAAAUCCUUGUUCGCGAAUAUAUUUUGACCAACACUUUCCACUGACAGUAGCAAGUAGCCGCAUCUUGUCUAGGCGCCAGAAGAUUAAUUCCGCCCAAGAUAUUAUCCUACACAUCACGAUAAUCGUUUUUAAUUGUUUCACAUUUUCCUAUCAUAUCCCGUUUGUCAAGUAGCGCUUUGCCAAGCCGCAACCCAAGUGUGUCUUCGUGAAAUUGCAUAAUAUCUCUGUGUAGCCAAAAAUCGGAAAGAUUGAGUAUUCGAGGAAUAUUGAAACGCAUCCGAUUUGGUUUAGGAUAAGCGAAGCAAUUUAAGGAAGUUAAUAAGACGAAGAAGAGGAAAUAAUGCGUGUGCGUGAGUGUGGUGCCAAGUGGAGAGAGAUAAACGCGCGGUUACGUUACGCGGGCGUGCUCGCGUAUUUACACUUUUACAAGCGUAGGAAAAAAAAAAAGUAUACAUACAUUUAAGCGAAGCAAUCUUGAUCGAGAAUGUCGAUCCCGCGCCGAUGAUCGCCGAAAAUCUUUCUCACUCGAUCCCCGUAUAAGAGGGAACCCAGCGGACACGAGAUACGUUAUAUCGAUCGACACGUACGUGUCGUCCCUCGCGUUUUUUGUUUUUUUUUUCGCUUUUCUAUUAAACUGCAAUCCGUGUCCGUUGGCACAAAAUCGUGCGGCGGCUCUUCGGGCCCGCGUUUUGUUUAACGUAAUCACCCUCCGUUGUCUAACGUAACCGCGCGUUCCCACGAAAAAAAAACGGUAGAAAGAAGUAAAAAGAAAAAAAAAUAAAACUACAAAAGAA
Messenger RNA from Cataglyphis hispanica, 3862 nucleotides. It is a transcript of the gene yps, whose product is annotated as Y-box-binding protein 1. The coding region runs from base 101 to 946 and encodes 281 amino acids. Lineage: Eukaryota; Metazoa; Arthropoda; Insecta; Hymenoptera; Formicidae. The record is from RefSeq and is a predicted model, not a curated record. Gene Ontology annotation, cellular component: nucleus. Gene Ontology annotation, molecular function: nucleic acid binding. Gene Ontology annotation, biological process: regulation of gene expression. The transcript has 7 exons.